UGUUACGACGGCCGAGCUGACGUGUGAAGCCGACGUGUGAAAGGGCGGACGUGCUGUGUGGUGAUUGCGAGGCGUGUGCCGGGGUGUGCAGUAGUGUGCCGGCCACAGACACGGCCCACGGCCCACGCGAGCGACGCCACUUGGUUCGAACCGGCGCGGGAACGAGAGCAAGAUGGCGGCGGCUGCAGGGGACAGAUGGCGCUGCAGCGCUAGUCGGGCCUAGUAGCAACAGCGGCCGCCAUGCCAGGUGCCAAGUGGUUCACCAGUGCGAACAUGAUGUGGCACAACGUCGCGAGCUAGAUUAUUUUAGUGGCCGGCGCGGCGGCAAACCGUUUCGUGAUGUAAUUUUAUUCGCGUCGCUCUUCUCGUUCGUCGGAAAACGCCGUUAUUAUAUUUUUAAGGCACGAUACGGACUCGUGCAUCGCAACCGUCGAAAAAAAAAUCUCCGUUCGCUGGAAACGUUUAACGUGUAUUUUUUCCCCCCCGAGACUGUAUUCGCCGAGGAAACGAUAAGACGAUGAUGGAGCCCGGCAUGCUGUCGCCCGAGGUGGAGGAGCUGACGCUGUGCAACUUCUGCAAGCAGAAGUUCAACGACAGCGACAUGUGCCCCAAGUACCUCAGCUGCAAGCACUACUUCUGCCUCAAGUGCAUCCAGACGGCGCUGAUGAAGGGGCGCGAGCUGUACUGCGUGCACUGCUGGAAGCGCACGGAGCUCGGGGAGCAGGGCGCGGACGUGCUGCAGACGCACCAGCCCGUGCUGGCCCUGGCCAAGAGCCUGGGCCAGCUCAAGAUGGCCGCGGCGGGCGGCGGGGGAGGCAGCAAGCCCCCGGACAAGGAGCGCAAGGUGCUGCAGAGCGAGAACUGCCACACGCACGGCAUGCCGCUGGCGCUGUGGUGCCACAGCUGCUGCGUCGCCAUAUGCCGCGUGUGCGGCGGCCAGGAGCACCCGGGACACCAGAUCAAGUCCCAGGCAGACGCCAAGGAGCAGCUCGUCAACGAGGUCCAGAUGGAGCUGGUCGCCAUGGGCAAGAUGCUGACGGAGAUACAGCGCCUCGCCAUGCAGCAGCGAGACUUCCUCUUCAAGGUGGUGGAGGCGUGCGUGACGCUGAAGACGCGCGUGGAGACGGACCUGCAGAACGGCUGGAACCACAUCCCCGAGGUGACGGAGGCCCACGAGACGCUGGGCAAGGCGCGCAGCGGGCUGGGCGGCAUCGACUCGGCCGGCGACGCGCAGAUGCUGUGCGCGUCGCUGUCCGCCGAGAAGCAGAGGCUCCAGGGCAAGUACCAGGAGAUGUACCUGCAGUGCCAGCUGGACGACCUGAUCGGCAACUCGGGGGUGGUGUUCGACUUCCCGCUGCUGAAGCAGGCGCUGGCGACCAUCCACUCGACGGAGCCCGGGAUGCCCCAGGGCGCGGUGCAGCGCCCGCCCGUGCGCGUGGCCGCCGCCGCCGCCCAGAACCCCGUCCUCUUCCUCGCCAACUACUGCAUGUCGCAGCUCUACUCGCAGCACGUCCUCACCAAGCAGCACCACUUGCAGCAAAACGGCACUGUCGAGUACCACCCGCUGCAGCACCAGCACCACCCCCCUCCCCCGCCGCAGCCCGCGGCCGGCAAGCCCCCGCCCGCCCCGUACGCCCAGGAGGCGCGCGUGCAGUCCCCGCCCCAGGCCGUGGAGUCCCUGGGCGUGCGCGUGCCCGCCCCCGGCUACCCCCUCUACUACUUCAACGUCGACGUGAGCGGCAGCCCGCACGGCCGCAUCGUCAUCGAGGUGCGGCCCGAUGCGGCGCCGCGCAUGGCCAAGAACUUCGGCAUGCUGUGCGUCGGGGAGUACGGGCUGUGCUACAAGGGCUGCGCGGUGUUCCAGUGCUGGGAGGGCGAGUCGGUCAUCACGGGAGACUUCGAGCACAACAACGGGCGCGGCGGCCGCUCCAUCUACUCCGAGGGCUACUUCAUGCCCGACGACACCAAGUUCCCGGCGGUGCGCGGCGCCGUGGGCAUGCGCCGCACGCAGAAGCGCCACGACAACCUGGGCAUGGUGGGCUCCCAGUUCCGCAUCAUCCUGCAGGAGAUGCGGGGCUUCACGGGCAUCUUCGGCCACGUGGUGGAGGGGCUGGAGCUGGUCGAGAAGAUAUCCAAGUACGGGGACCAGACGGGCAAGCCCACCAAGAGCAUCGUCAUCUCCAAGUGCGGCAAGCUGUAAACCCCUUCCCCCGACACGGCUUCCGGUGUCCAUGUGUGUAACAAAAUAGAAGUUAUGGUUCACUUUGUCUUUAAUCUGUAGUGUGUGUAAAUAACGCGUGUUAUAGCCACGCGUCUCGCUUGCACGUAAGUACAACUCUUUAAGGUUUAAACAUAUUCUUGUAUCAAGAGAUCGGAAUGUUAUUGUGUUAGAGAGCUUUGCUAACAACUUUGUAUACUGUGCACCACUUCAAAAAAAAAAUUUACUAUCGGGUUAUGUAAUUUGUAACUUACGAUGUCGCCACAGUUGAUCUCAAAAGUACGGAAAGUAAAAAUUACAAGGCCUAAGUGUAGACGUAAAAUGGCUAACUAACAUUAUGUCUCGCAUUCUUGUACACGUCGUCGGUGUGUUUAGAAUUUUGCUAUAUCUUUCCCUCCAAAGCGAAAUGUUUUCUUUUGACGGUUAAUAAUCGAAGCGUAAAUGUAUCUCGUAUGUUUUUCAUCCACGUGACCGGAACAGUAAUCGUAAAUUGCAACGUUAAUUAUGCACUUGCAAUCUUGGUAGUCACUAAUCGAUGUGUAUCAACGUUAAGCGAGUAGCGUAGUGUUUUGGGCACUCUUUUUGUCGUCCUCGCCUCAUAUUUGUUCGAAAUGGUUGUCGUCGUCGGUAGGUUAUUUUAGAUGAUGAGAUGUCUCGUGGAUUUAUAAUUAUAAAACGUUUCAGAUGUGUAAUUGUACUUUCACUAUAAAUUGUCGUGUAUCGCUGGAGUAACUUUUCUAGACGUCGACCUACAGCUAGUAGUUGCUGAUCAUCUUGUGAGUAAAGAACUUUUAUUUGAUAUUUAUAUUUGAAGUGCAUCCGAGAAGUAAUUUUGUGCACCAAGCGUGCGUUGUGUUUCUUCACAUUUUCUAUUUAGAUUUUAGAGGGCAUAUUGAUAAAUGAUUAGUUUUGUGGUUUUUAGUGGAAGUUCUGUGGUUUUUUUUAUCAUCAUUUUCUUUUUGUGUUGCAAGUCUUGUAUUUAAUUUGGAGUAUUCCUCUGACCAACUAAGUAUAUCAACACUCGUCUUGUAUUUGAUGUAAACGUGUUGUGUGUGUUUCACAUGGAAAAUUGUGGAAUGAAGUGUGUGUGUUUGCUAGACAAGGUGUUCUAUUAGCAGGUGUUGUGACAUGUUUUUGUAGAAUGCAGCAGGAUGAGGUAACCCCAAAACUUUCACACCUGCAAUAUUUCUUUUUUACUUUUUUUUUUGUGUGUCAUGAUUAUUGUCAUCAUAUUUGGUUUCCAAUUUGUGCUUAGCUUGCUUGCUGAAGAACAGGCAACCUGCAAUGCCAGUGUAAAUAUUUUACUUAAAUGAUCAUGUGUGGAGUUUAAAAAACAUGUUCCAAUGACAUUAGCUAUCAGUUUGAAAAAGAAAAAAAACAAGCAGUUAUCUGCCCAGUUUUUUUUAUUUUCCCCAAGCUUUUAAGUGAGAAUCAGUAACCGAGAUGUGGUUGGUCCGUGUUCCCGGGUGCGUUUAAAGCUUUCCGUCAUGAGCACGCGCGUGCGGAGAACACAAGAAAUGGCUGCACACUUGUGAUUACUGACUAAUUGGCAACGUUGUCAAUCUCACACCGUCAGCAGAUUGACGUGCGUGAAGCUCUCCGUGAAUUUUUUGUUUCUUUUGUUCCCCCUCGAGAAAGCAAGUCGGGUAAUCACAACGCUUCGUGAAGCGCUGCGCGUCUUUCCUCGUAACCGAUAGCGCGAUGCAGUAUCUUGGUUCGCUGUUCCCCCGGACUUCAGGUUGCUUCUCUGCAGGAGUUAACGAACUCUGGUCAGUCAAAUCCGUCGGAAAACCAUCCUUGUUUGUGCCUUAUAAUCUUAGCUGCAAAUGCUUCCCUAGUUUUACGAACUCGGUGUUGCGUAUAACUCAAUGUGUAGUUCAUAGUAAACUUAAAAUCUUAAUGAUUAUUUUAUGAAGAAAAACAAAAAAAAAAAAAGCCUCGUUGAAAACAUCAUAAAAAAAAUAAAAAUAAAUUUGAAUACUUGACGAAAUUAAAUAAAAAAAAGUUGAAUUUUCUUGCUGCUAGUACUUAAAAAAGUAUAGGAAGUCUCUAUAUAGUCAGUUCAUCUGUGUUUCUGUGUGGGCAUUAGCGUAGUGUGCUAUAUAUAUAUACGAUGUCGUAUUAUUUUUACCAUGCUAGGGACACAUUCCACUGUCGCUAUGAAUAAACGGAAAUAAUUUCAAACCUGCGCGAAAGGCAGCGGUGAAGCCCCGACAGUCGCUGGCAGCGUCUUUGCCGAUAGCCGUAAAAAAAAAAAAAAUUGUUUCUUUGUGUGUAAAUUAUUUUACGAAGGUUACGAACCACGAAUUGGAAUACCUUUGCGAUGAUAUUGUUGCACUGAGGAAGUGCCUUAAGAAAAAUUUGUGAUAAAUUGUGUAGCACAUUUGAUGGAAAAAAAAUAUAAUGCUACUGGGGAAAAAUA
Messenger RNA from Bacillus rossius redtenbacheri, 4640 nucleotides. RefSeq lists its product as uncharacterized. The transcript is spliced from 4 exons. Bases 518 to 2200 code for a protein of 560 amino acids. Lineage: Eukaryota; Metazoa; Arthropoda; Insecta; Phasmatodea; Bacillidae. Gene Ontology annotation, cellular component: intracellular membrane-bounded organelle. The record is from RefSeq and is a predicted model, not a curated record. Gene Ontology annotation, biological process: protein peptidyl-prolyl isomerization. Gene Ontology annotation, molecular function: zinc ion binding; peptidyl-prolyl cis-trans isomerase activity.